Molecule: messenger RNA, 375 nt
Organism: Brassica rapa (field mustard)
Lineage: Eukaryota; Viridiplantae; Streptophyta; Magnoliopsida; Brassicales; Brassicaceae
Product: heat stress transcription factor A-1d
Biological process (GO): cellular response to heat; regulation of transcription by RNA polymerase II
Cellular component (GO): nucleus
Molecular function (GO): RNA polymerase II cis-regulatory region sequence-specific DNA binding; DNA-binding transcription factor activity
Source: RefSeq, a predicted model, not a curated record
AUGGAGCUGUAUGAGAUUGUGAAUGAUCACUCGUUGGAUGCAAUCAUCUCGUGGACCAACAACAGCAACAACAGUUUCAUCGUUUGGGAUGUCCCCCGGUUUUGCACAAAGAUUCUUCCCAAAUCUGUAGAGUUCGGCAGGAAUUUCUCAGAGUUUGUGUCCGAGCUUCGCCAUCAUGGUUUUCAGAGAAUCGGUUGGUUCGAGUUUGGGCAUAAUAACUUCGUGAGAAGUCGACCUUGGCUUUUGAAGAGGAUGGUGCCGAGCAAAGCUUGGGACGACAAGUUUGGUGCUAAACUCAAAGCGAAGAGAGACAAAGCCAAAGCAAAGAAAGCUAGAGCCAAAGUUGUUCGUCUCCUGGAGAAUUUACAAAUCUGA